This is a messenger RNA of Pongo pygmaeus (Bornean orangutan), 2438 nucleotides long. It is a transcript of the gene STRADA, whose product is annotated as STE20 related adaptor alpha. Bases 289 to 1650 code for a protein of 453 amino acids. Gene Ontology annotation, molecular function: ATP binding; protein serine/threonine kinase activator activity; protein kinase activity. Gene Ontology annotation, biological process: activation of protein kinase activity; protein export from nucleus; protein phosphorylation. Gene Ontology annotation, cellular component: serine/threonine protein kinase complex. Lineage: Eukaryota; Metazoa; Chordata; Mammalia; Primates; Hominidae. The record is from RefSeq and is a predicted model, not a curated record. The transcript has 13 exons.
CUGAAAACGGCUCUGGGCGCGGCGGCGGCUGCUAGGGCCUGCCGCAGUCGCGGCAACUAAAAAAGGGCGGGGAUUCCCCGCAGGGCAGGGAGGGGCGGAGCGCUCUAUCAGCCCUCCCGGUCGCCCGACUGCGCAUGGCACGUUGCGUACUCCCCUCCCAGCAACCGACCUGGCGGCGGCGCGGCAGCAAAACUGAGGAGGCGGAGCCAAGACGGUCCGGGCUGCUUGCUAACUCCAGAAACAGGUUUAAGUUUUUGAAACUGAAGUAGGUCUACACAGUAGGAACUCAUGUCGUUUCUUGUAAGUAAACCAGAGCGAAUCAGGCGGUGGGUCUCGGAAAAGUUCAUUGUUGAGGGCUUAAGAGAUUUGGAACUGUUUGGAGAACAGCCUCCGGGUGACACUCGGAGAAAAACCAAUGAUGCGAGCUCAGAGUCAAUAGCAUCCUUCUCUAAACAGGAGGUCAUGAGUAGCUUUCUGCCAGAGGGAGGGUGUUACGAGCUGCUCACUGUGAUAGGCAAAGGAUUUGAGGACCUGAUGACUGUGAAUCUAGCAAGGUACAAACCAACAGGAGAGUAUGUGACUGUACGGAGGAUUAACCUAGAAGCUUGUUCCAAUGAGAUGGUAACAUUCUUGCAGGGCGAGCUGCAUGUCUCCAAACUCUUCAACCAUCCCAAUAUCGUGCCAUAUCGAGCCACUUUUAUUGCAGACAAUGAGCUGUGGGUUGUCACAUCAUUCAUGGCAUACGGUUCUGCAAAAGAUCUCAUCUGUACACACUUCAUGGAUGGCAUGAAUGAGCUGGCGAUCGCUUACAUCCUGCAGGGGGUGCUGAAGGCCCUCGACUACAUCCACCACAUGGGAUAUGUACACAGGAGUGUCAAAGCCAGCCACAUCCUGAUCUCUGUGGAUGGGAAGGUCUACCUGUCUGGUUUGCGCAGCAACCUCAGCAUGAUAAGCCACGGGCAGCGGCAGCGAGUGGUCCACGAUUUUCCCAAGUACAGCAUCAAGGUUCUGCCGUGGCUCAGCCCCGAGGUCCUCCAACAGAAUCUCCAGGGUUAUGAUGCCAAGUCUGACAUCUACAGUGUGGGAAUCACAGCCUGUGAACUGGCCAACGGCCACGUCCCCUUUAAGGAUAUGCCUGCCACCCAGAUGCUGCUAGAGAAACUGAAUGGCACAGUGCCCUGCCUGUUGGAUACCAGCACCAUCCCCGCUGAGGAGCUGACCAUGAGCCCUUCGCGCUCAGUGGCCAACUCUGGCCUGAGUGACAGCCUGACCACCAGCACCCCCCGGCCCUCCAACGGCGACUCGCCUUCCCACCCCUACCACCGAACCUUCUCCCCCCACUUCCACCACUUUGUGGAGCAGUGCCUUCAGCGCAACCCGGAUGCCAGGCCCAGUGCCAGCACCCUCCUGAACCACUCUUUCUUCAAGCAGAGUUGGCUCCGACAGCCCGUCUGCCACCAGGCCAUGGUUCCUUGCCCUAUGGUGUCCUGGGACCCAGAGCAACAGGAUCUGUCACCCACCUCUCUCUUCUCCCCCAGAUCAAGCGACGUGCCUCAGAGGCUUUGCCCGAAUUGCUUCGUCCUGUCACCCCCAUCACCAAUUUUGAGGGCAGCCAGUCUCAGGAUCACAGUGGAAUCUUUGGCCUGGUAACAAACCUGGAAGAGCUGGAGGUGGACGAUUGGGAGUUCUGAGCCUCUGCAAACUGCGCAUUCUCCAGCCAGGGACGCAGAGGCCACCCAGUGGCCCUUCCUGAGGGCCGGCCACAUUCCCGCCCUCCUGGGCAGAUUGGGUAGAAAGGACAUUCUUCCAGGAAAGUUGACUGCUGACUGAUUGGGAAAGAAAAUCCUGGAGAGACACUUCACUGCUCCAAGGCUUUUGAGACACAAGGGAAUCUCAACAACCAGGGAUCAGGAGGGUCCAAAGCCGACAUUCCCAGUCCUGUGAGCUCAGGUGACCUCCUCCGCAGAAGGAAGAGAUGCUGCUCUGGCCCUGGGAGCUGAAUUCCAAGCCCAGGGUUUGACUCCUUAACCCCGAGGACCGCCACCUCUUCCCAGUGCUUGCGACCAGCCUCAUUCUAUUUAACUUUGCUCUCAGAUCCUAUAGGUCAGUGAAAGGGCAAGUAGUAAGCUGCCUGCCUCCCUUCCCUCAGACUUCUCCCUCAUAAUUCCAGAGAAGGGCAUUUCUGUCUUUUUUAAGCACAGACUAAGGCUGGAACAGUCCAUCCUUAUCCCCUUCUGGCUUGGGCCCUGACACCUAAGUCUUUCCCACGGUUUAUGUGUGUGCCUCAUUCCUUUCCCACCAAGAAUCCAUCUUAGCGCCUGUUGCCAGCUGCCCUGGUGCUUUCUCCAAGGGCCAUCAGUGUCUUGCCUAGCUUGAGGGCUUAAGUCCUUAUGCUGUGUUAGUUUUGUUGUCAGAACAAAUUAAAAUUUCCAGAGACA